Molecule: messenger RNA, 870 nt
Organism: Lampris incognitus (smalleye Pacific opah)
Lineage: Eukaryota; Metazoa; Chordata; Actinopteri; Lampriformes; Lampridae
Product: lysosomal thioesterase PPT2-like
Exons: 8
Coding region: 19-870 (283 amino acids)
Cellular component (GO): lysosome
Molecular function (GO): thiolester hydrolase activity
Source: RefSeq, a predicted model, not a curated record
CCGUGGUUCCAUCUGGCGAUGACGAUGAUGAUGGUGAUGAUGCACGGGACUGAACUGACGGACGGGUACAAACCCGUCAUCAUCGUGCACGGACUUUUCGAUGGACCCAAGCAACUUGGAACAUUGGCCCAUUUCGUAACAAAGGUUCAUCCAGGCACAGACGUGUCCGUGAUAGAUUUGUAUGAUAACCUGGCCAGCCUAAAACCAAUGUGGACUCAGGUCUUGGGCUUUAGGAAGGCCAUAGUCCCCAUCAUGCAAAAGGCUCCCGACGGCGUCCAUUUUCUGUGCUUCUCACAAGGUGGUCUGAUAUGUCGAGCUCUGCUCUCCAUUAUCCCAGACCAUAAUGUGCACACCUUUGUCUCUCUCUCGUCGCCGCAGGCCGGCCAGUACGGAGACACUGACUAUCUGAGAUGGGUUUUCCCUGACUACGUGACGAGGAACAUCUUCCAUAUCUGCUACAACAGAUUUGGACAGAAAGUGUCUAUAUGUGACUACUGGAACGAUCCUCGACACAGAAACCUCUACCUGCAGAGAAGCACCUUCCUACCACUCCUGAAUGGCGAGAGGGCUCACAAAGACCUGGAAGCGUGGAGAAACAACUUCCUGCGCAUCAAGAAGCUUGUUCUGGUUGGAGGACCUGAUGACGGAGUCAUCAUGCCCUGGCAGUCCAGCCACUUUGGAUUCUAUGGCAGAAAUGAAAACAUUGUCGAGAUGAGCAAACAGGAAUACUACAUCAGAGACUGGUUUGGCCUGAAGACGCUGGAUGCCCGUGGAGAUGUGUUGGUCUGUGUGCAGUCCGGCGUUCAACACACACAAUGGCACUCCAACUACACAGUGUUCAGCAGCUGUAUCGAGAAGUGGCUCACAUGA